UCUCCGCCAGAGAUAUCGGUAUCGUCCACGUUGUCUUCUGCCAUCCUUCCUGGUAUCGACUUGUCCGGCACUUGAUCCUGCGCCAUCGAAGGCCUCCGGUCCCGCUGGGAUUGUAAUACCACUUCUUCCCUUUCGUUUUCAGAGCCUGCGCGCUACUACCGCUUGACACCGAUGGGCUUCAUACAGCGGAUUACGAAGCGUUUGCCUUCGACACCUGCGCUGCCGUCGAUCGAGGACUUCUCGCGUGAGAAGGGCCGGUCUCUUCCCAGAUUUGCAUUUUUCAGACGGCGGAUACGACUAAAGGGGAACUCUUCCAUUUCGAUACCCUUGGGAUUUGUCUUAUUAUUUCCAUGUCUUGUAAUAAUCCUCAUUCUGCUUCUUUUCGUUCGACAUCCUUCUUCCCCCGGUCGAAUCCUCAUACCAGCCGGCGCGCCGCCAUCAAUAAGAAAAAUCAGCGAGAAACAUGACAAGGUCUUCGCCACCGGAUGCCAAAAUAUCGACACGAGUGGCCCAAGGGCAAAUGCCGCCUUCGUGGUUCUGGCCCGAAACAAGGAGAUCGAUGGUGUUAUCCAGUCGAUCAAGUCCAUCGAGCGACACUUCAACCGCUGGUGGCACUAUCCAUACGUGUUCCUCAACGAUGGUGACUUCGACCAGAAGUUCAUGGACACGGUGAAGAACUAUACCAGUGCCCCGGUCGAGUUUGGCAAGAUCGAUAGCAGCAUGUGGGGCUACCCUGACUGGGUCGACCACGAGGUCGCCAAGGAAGGUAUCCGGAAGCAGGGUGAUGCUGCUAUCAUGUACGGAGGAAUGGAGAGUUACCACCACAUGUGCAGGUUCUACUCUGGCUUCUUCUACAAGCACGAGCUCCUGAUGAAAUACGAAUGGUACUGGCGUUUGGAGCCAGAGAUCAAGUACUUCUGUGAUAUCACUUACGAUCCCUUUGUGAAGAUGGCCGAAUAUAACAAGACAUACGGGUUUACGAUCGCCGUCAAGGAGCUCCGGGAGACAGUACCCAAUAUUUUCCGCUAUGCCUCCGCUUACAAGCGCAACAAGGGUCUCGAGUCUAAGGGCCUUUGGGAGAUGUUUCUGGAAGAACCGGAAGAACAGACCGAAGACAAGCCCAAGGAAGAAAAGAAGGAAGAGAAGCUCCCAGAGGAGAUCCUGCAAACCGAGCAGGGUGACCAGAGCAUUCCGGAUAUUGACCCUGAAGCUAUGGAGGGCGAGAAGUACAACAUGUGCCAUUUCUGGAGUAACUUUGAGAUCGCACGUCUGGACUUUUUCCGAAGUAAGGAAUACGAGGAGUUCUUCGAUAUGAUGGAUAAAAGUGGUGGUUUCUGGAUGGAAAGAUGGGGUGACGCUCCUAUCCACUCUCUUGCCGCCGGUGCGCUUCUCUCCCCGAGCGACAUCCACUAUUUCCGCGACUUUGGCUACAGACAUACCACCAUCCAGCAUUGUCCCGCCAAUGCCCCGGCACGACAACUUCCCCGCAUUCCGUACUUGGAGAAGACAACGGAAGAUGAGAAAAAGCGGAUUGAAGAAGAUGAAUACUGGGCUACUCCGGACCCUGUCAAGGAGAAUGGUGUUGGCUGUAGGUGCAAGUGUGACACUGAUAUCGUCGAUGUCGAAGGUAAACAGGGCAGCUGUCUCGCGCAAUGGGUUGAGGUGGCUGGAGGUUGGGCAUCGCCGUAGAGUUGAGAUUCUUAUUACGUUUUUCAUUGUACCAAUUUUCGCCUCGAUUCCAUACCUAUUUUUCUUUUUCGACUUUGAGCAUCGCUUGGGUCACCGUUGGAGUUAUUUGCUUGGCCUGCAUGUCCAUAUCGGCCGUGGUGGGGUUGUUCCGGACGGCGUUAAAACGGAUCUGACGGGACUUCAUUUGAGGAAGUCAAUGUCACCAUUCUCGUCAAUAUUGCCUGGCUCAUCUA
This is a messenger RNA of Paecilomyces variotii, 1922 nucleotides long. Its product is annotated as nucleotide-diphospho-sugar transferase. Gene Ontology annotation, cellular component: membrane; Golgi apparatus. Gene Ontology annotation, molecular function: alpha-1,2-mannosyltransferase activity. The coding region runs from base 172 to 1689 and encodes 505 amino acids. NCBI's taxonomy places the organism in Eukaryota, Fungi, Ascomycota, Eurotiomycetes, Eurotiales, Thermoascaceae. Gene Ontology annotation, biological process: protein N-linked glycosylation; cell wall mannoprotein biosynthetic process. The record is from RefSeq and is a predicted model, not a curated record. The transcript has 5 exons.